AUGGGAGACCUAUGGCUGCUCCUGCUCCUGCCCCUGUCCCUGGCAGCCUUCCAUGGCGUCAAAGACUGCUUGGAAUGUGACCCCAAAUUCACAGAAGAUAUUAGGUCCUUGCUGGGAAAGCUGGUUCCCUCAGAAGUCCCCGGCCGAGUUCAUCUGCUUGAACGGCAGAUUAAGGAGAUGAUUCAUUUAAGCUUCAAGGUCUCCCACAGGGACAAGAUGCUUCGGGUGUUGGCUGUUCAUAAGGUUAUCAAGUUGAGAAUAUGGCUGAAGAACGAACUUUAUAAACUGGGCAAUGAAACAUGGAAAGGUGCCCUUAUCCUUCAAGGCAAGCUUCUCGAUGUCCGCCAAAACCUGCAAUCCAAACUGAAAGAGAUAUUAAAGAACUUCUCUGAAAUUGCUUGUUCUGAAGAUUGUGUCGUGACUGAAGGUCCUAUCCUGGAUUGUUGGACCUGUCUUCGCAUCACCUCCCAAUGCUUCAGAGGAGAGUAUUGUGGAGAAGAGGAUUCAAAGAAGGUUGAGAGUCGAGAGAUUGCAUUAUUUCUGAUAUUGCUAACAGAAGUUGUGAUGUUGGGAAGUGCUUUGUUACUAUUCCAUAUUUGCGUGUCUCAUCGGAGGAAAAUGAAGGCGAUACGAAAGUCAUUAAAGAAAUAUUUGGAGAAGAAACUUGAAGAAUUAAUGGAGAGGAUAGAUUAGAAGGAGAAGCAUGAUUUUGAAAUAAGAUAAUACAUGGACACAGACAGAAGGUCUUUCACAAUUCUCUUA
This is a messenger RNA of Ailuropoda melanoleuca (giant panda), 762 nucleotides long. It is a transcript of the gene IZUMO3, whose product is annotated as IZUMO family member 3. The transcript has 7 exons. The coding region runs from base 1 to 693 and encodes 230 amino acids. The record is from RefSeq and is a predicted model, not a curated record. NCBI's taxonomy places the organism in Eukaryota, Metazoa, Chordata, Mammalia, Carnivora, Ursidae.